CCCGGGGAGUGGUUUGUGCUCGGGCCCUGAUCACCGCCGGCCGGCCGGACCGCGGCUGCGUCACGGGGACCGCGAGGGGCCGGCGACGCCGAGCAGCGCCUCUGCUGGGUGCGGCCCGCCCCGCUCCGGGCCCCGGGCGACUGCAGUCCUGGGAGCGCCCGGCCCUCUUCCGGCCCCGCAGCGGCGCCGCCCCCUCUCCCGACUUCCUUCCCUUCACGCGGCGGCGACGGGGACACGGACCGGCCUGCGCUCAGAGCCCGCACCGUAUGUGGGCCGGGGCCGGCAGUGCGGGUACGCGGCCCGCGCGCCCCUCGCCACCGCUGCGUGGCGCCAUCCCGAGUGCGGGGCGCGGGGCGCCGGGGGCGGGGGCGGCGGACCCUGUGGCGUCUCGGCCGCGCUCAGCCUUUAGAUCCGAGAGUCGCGGGGAGUGGGAGCGCUCGGGGUCCCCGCAGUCACGCCGGGGUGGAUUUCUCGGCGGGCGCUGCGGCCUGUGCGAGGCCGGCCCCCUCGGGAGUGCCCCGGGAGGUGGUGCUGGGCACCUGAACACCGCAGCCCUUCCUGCCCGUGUGUGGGUGGGAAUGCGAGUGUAGGCCUUGGAUCAGGGCUGAGGGGGUUCCGGCUGCGUGGGCUGUGCCUGGGACGGUGACCAGAUCCAACAUGAGUGAAGUUUCCUGCAAGAAACGGGAUGACUAUUUGGAAUGGCCUGAGUACUUUAUGGCUGUGGCCUUCUUAUCAGCACAGAGAAGCAAAGAUCCAAAUUCCCAGGUCGGCGCCUGCAUCGUGAAUUCAGAAAACAAGAUUGUGGGGAUCGGGUACAAUGGGAUGCCAAAUGGGUGCAGUGAUGACCUGUUGCCUUGGAGAAGGACGGCAGAGAAUAAGCUGGACACCAAAUACCCGUACGUGUGCCAUGCUGAGCUGAAUGCCAUCAUGAACAAAAAUUCGACCGAUGUGAAAGGCUGUACUAUGUAUGUCGCCUUGUUCCCUUGUAAUGAAUGUGCGAAGCUCAUCAUCCAGGCAGGUAUCAGAGAAGUUAUUUUCAUGUCUGAUAAAUACCAUGAUAGUGACGAGGCAACUGCUGCGAGGCUCAUGUUUGAUAUGGCUGGGGUGGCGUUCCGGAAAUUCAUACCAAAGUGCAGCAAGAUUGUCAUUGACUUUGAUUCAAUUAACAGUAGACCGAGUCAGAUGCUUCAGUGAGCUACAUCUCAUUAAAUCUCCAGAAGAUUGGGAUUAUCCUCUUCUAAGAAGCUGCUAAUACCUUUCAUCUUGAAGUUUCACAUAACUGUUGACCGGCCGGUCCAGCAAAAGUAGACAUCUAAAGAAUAUAAAGCCUCAAAUCUUUCUUACUGUCUCUCCUGUCCCAUGGAAUCUACAUCUGUUUGAACUAUUGAUUUAGGGUUUAAAAUAGGGGCGCCUAGGUGGGCUGGUACACAGGACUGGAGGGAGGGUGGCUCUGCCUCCCGGAUCCUGGCUGGCUGGGAUGCUGCUGGCUCUUCAGAGGAGAGUCAGCUGUUUGUCAUCCGCUACAAUCCGGCAGCCCCUCUUCAGUGCUGCAUAUGCCGCCUCUGUGCUGGAAGGACAAAUAAAUAAUUGUGUUAUCGGGGACAAGCAGCACACUGAUCCGAACAUCUGGCCAAGUGAAGCACGGCAUAUACCACCCUUGGAAAAAAAUUAGGCCACAAAUGUCAGUAGCAUUGACGUAUUUGCUGCAGGGUUGAGGGAAACCCCCAGCCGCCCAACCUCCCGGAACCCGAGAUAGGGUGGCGCAUCUGUCCUGAAAGAUGACGAGUGGAACCGAACCAGGAGUUCCGCCAUCCCUGCUUUCCUGCCGAACACAGGGCGGUGGCACAUUAUCCCUCUGGGGGCGGGGACCCCUGUUGUUUUGGCUCAGUUUUGGUUUGUUGGUCACAUGGAGCUCUUCCAUUUCGUUUAGCUGAAUAAUGAGUUGCUCCUGGAAGAGACAGCCUGUGUCUCCUUGUUGCUCCUGAAGCCCAUGCCCUGCCAUGGUGGCAGCUGGGGCUAUGGAUGGGAGGGGUCCCCAACAUGGAUGUGUUUCCCCUCCUCCAAAUGCCAACACGAUUCAUUUACAAGGCCCCUCUGCAACUGGAGAGAAAAUUAAUUCCUAUCCAUGAGUGGACUGUGAGAAGUUUUGCAUACGUGGAGAUGGUUUCCCCCCUCGGUGCUCAGAGCUCAUCUGUGCCCUGGCUCCAUGCCUUCAUCUACACAGACGUCACCUUCCUAAGCCCUAGGGGGCUCUGCUCCUUCUCUUUAAUCUCAUUUCAUUUUUAUUAAACAUGCUCAGUACCUUUGUUAAGAAAAGGCUUGCUUUAUCCUAAAGAUUAUUACCUUUUUAAAGUGCUCUUAUAUUUUCACGAUUUUUUAUUUUGUCUCUGAGGUUUUGUAUUCUGCAUUCUAGGGUAUUCUGUAAUUUGGCUCCUUACCAAUAUUAUUAAAAUCUACCCUACCAAAGCA
Callithrix jacchus (white-tufted-ear marmoset) is the source of this 2469-nucleotide messenger RNA. RefSeq names its product dCMP deaminase (gene DCTD). Lineage: Eukaryota; Metazoa; Chordata; Mammalia; Primates; Cebidae. Gene Ontology annotation, cellular component: cytoplasm. Gene Ontology annotation, biological process: pyrimidine nucleotide metabolic process. The record is from RefSeq and is a predicted model, not a curated record. Gene Ontology annotation, molecular function: dCMP deaminase activity; zinc ion binding.